Zophobas morio is the source of this 1520-nucleotide messenger RNA. RefSeq names its product fatty acyl-CoA reductase wat-like. Gene Ontology annotation, biological process: long-chain fatty-acyl-CoA metabolic process. The coding region runs from base 18 to 1520 and encodes 500 amino acids. The record is from RefSeq and is a predicted model, not a curated record. Gene Ontology annotation, cellular component: peroxisome. The transcript has 7 exons. Gene Ontology annotation, molecular function: alcohol-forming very long-chain fatty acyl-CoA reductase (NADP+) activity. NCBI's taxonomy places the organism in Eukaryota, Metazoa, Arthropoda, Insecta, Coleoptera, Tenebrionidae.
UCUAGUACGACGCAACCAUGACACCCGACAACAGCCAAAUCAAACUUGUUUUCAAAAAUCAAACGAUUUUUUUGACCGGGGCAACAGGAUUUCUGGGCAAAGUCAUGAUCGCUAAACUAUUGAGAGACUGUGAAGAUAUUAAAAAGAUCUACAUUCUGCUACGAUCCAAAAAAGGGAAGAACAGUGAGCAACGCUUUGAAGAAAUUUUUGAGCAACCUUGUUUUGAGUUCUUAAAAUCAAAAACUAGCAACUGGAAGGAAAAAGUUUCGGUGGUUGAAGGGGAUUGUGAGCAACCUUUCUUAGGAAUAAGCGACGAUAAUUUGAAAAUUUUGAAGAAUGAAGUUAAUUUUAUUAUCCAUCUUGCGGCAAAUGUAAGGUUUGAUCAGAGCCUGAAAAAAGCUGCUAACAAUGUUAAAUGUACUGCAGAUCUUUUGGAAUUGAGUAAGGACAUAGUUAAUUUAAAGUGUUUCGUUCUUGUAUCGACAGCUUAUUCCAAUUCCAUACAUUCUCACAUUAAGGAAGAGAUAUACGAUCCGCCCAUACAGCCCGAACUUUUGUUGAGUAUGGUAAAUGGCCUAGACGAGAGUGUUUUGACAAAUUUAACUCCCGCAUUAUUAUCAAAGAAAUGGGCGAACACUUACGUCUACAGCAAAUGCAUUUCUGAAUAUUUAAUGAAAAAUGCAACCAAACAUUUUCCAGCUGCUAUAGUUCGGCCAUCAAUUGUGAUGAAUUCAGUAAGAGAACCAGAAUCAGGGUGGAUUGACAACAUAUAUGGGCCCAUUGGUUUAGUGAUAGGAGUAGCUCUUGGUAUCAUUAGAACUUUGCAUGGAGAUGAUAAGGUGUCGGCACAUGUCGUACCAGUGGAUUACGUUUGUAAUUGUAUUUUAGCAGCUGCGUGGAAAACCACAAAAGAAAGAAAAUCUAAUACUAAAGUUUUUAAUUACAUUGGAUUUCAAAGGAAGCAGCUUAAAUGGGGUAUAUGUAUAUUGGGACAGUUUGGUUCCUACAUGAAUUCUUUGUACUGGAGAAUGCCCCCCCAGGAUUUAAUUUGGUAUAGUGAUGGCAAACACCACGGAAAACUGUAUAACCAGAUUCACACGUUCCUGUUGCACACGAUUCCAGCAUACCUUAUUGAUGCCUUUCUGUAUUGUAUAGGAAAACCAACCAUUGCUGUCAAGGCCUACGCCAAAAUCGAUAAAGUUCUUAACCUUCUGUCGUAUUUUUCUACCAAGAAUUUUGAUUUUGAUGAACAUAACGUGCAAGAUUUGUGGACGGAAAUGAACGAAGACGACAAAAUGUUUUUUAAUUUCUCAAUGGAAAAGUUACAGUGGAAAAAUUAUUUUUACACCUGUGUUGUAGGAUUCAGGCGCUACAUCACAAAAGAUCCAGCUAUCGUCAGUACAAAAACAUACGUAAAAUUGUUCACUUUUAUGAUAGCUCAUUAUCUAGUUAUCGCAAUUUUCUAUUAUUUGUUAUAUAAAUUUGUUAUGUUUUUUUUUAAUUUCUUCUGGUUAAAUUAA